Molecule: messenger RNA, 2807 nt
Organism: Zea mays
Lineage: Eukaryota; Viridiplantae; Streptophyta; Magnoliopsida; Poales; Poaceae
Product: formin-like protein 5
Exons: 6
Coding region: 233-2464 (743 amino acids)
Molecular function (GO): nucleic acid binding
Source: RefSeq, a predicted model, not a curated record
CUCUUUUCCCAAACAAACCCCUCGAGGGAAACAUAUCCAUCGCUCCCAAAAAAAAAAAAUACUGUUGGAUUCUGCUUCAGGCUCAGCCGCCCAACGCCCCAACCCUACCCUGCCUUUUGUUCUUCCGUUCCAUCGCCACCAGCCUGCGCGGAACCCCCCACCCUCACGACUGGGCCGGCCGUCGCUAACGCCUUCGGUGCCCCUUCGCCGGCGACGAGCACCACCAGUCAUCAUGUCAUCAUAUCCUGUUCUAAACAACCGACCAAUCGAUCAGUGGAGAGUUACUGAUCUGAAGGAUGAGCUCCGUAAAAGGAAGCUUCCUGUUAAAGGUUUGAAAGAGGAACUCGUCAAGAGACUCUCUGACUCCAUUCAGAGUGAAAGAGAAGCUGACGAAGCUGAUGAGGAUGUGGGAGUGAAUGUGGAUGAUCAGUUGCCUGAUGCCAAUGCUAUUGAGGAAAAUACAGUUACUGUUACAGAAGUUCAUCAGGAAACUGUGGUUGAUGUCACUCAUCAAGUUGAAGUUCCUACAACCGAAGUUGGUCAAGAAUCCAUAAUUUCUCCCACUAGAGGCCCCCCCAGUGUUGAUGUUGAAGAGGCCUCAACAACCAAAGGAAAAGUACCUGAAUCAGUUGCUCGAGGAAAUUUGACAUUUGAAGAAGUGCAAGUGCAUACUAAAAGUACUAAUGAGCCUCUUCAUGAGAAGACCACAGAUGUUGACACCAAUGAUGCAGUCGAUGUGAAUUCAGACUUGAUCCCUGCUGAAGUCAAGUUUGGUGCUACAGAAGCAAGCAAAAUUGAAGAACAGGAUUUUCCCCCAGCGCCUGUAGAUGACUUAACUUCAGAUUCUACUGGUCCUUUGGGUACUGAUGUUGUCACAGCUGCAACUUCAGGUGCUGGCCCUAUGGAUACUGAUGUUUUCAUAGCUACAACAUCAGAUGCUGGUCCUAUGGAUACUGAUGUUGUCACAGCUGCACCAGUUAGCGACGAAGGGGAGAAACUGGCACCCAAGGAUGCUUCGGGUAACAAGGUGUCAAUGCAUGAUGAAGAGCAGAAUAAUUCUGAUACCAUGAACGAGGACUGCAAGCCCAUCAUAUCACAAUCAAAUAAUCAGGUACCCGAGGUUAGUCAAGAUUUAGGGUCUCAAAUUAAGUGUGAGUCGAUUUCUACUGAUAAUCUAUCAACUAACAAAAAGAAUAAUAUAGAAGGUAAUUUAAAUGCUAAUAAUUUUGAUUUAGAACUAGAGAUUCAGCCGAAGAUGGUCGAACCAUCAUCCGGCAUUACUCCAUUAGGUGGAGAUUUGCAGCCAUUGGAUGAUGACAAAGAGCUGGUUAAGAACCAGACAUCUUUGGAAGACAUAGAUUCCACAGAUAAUGUGGACUCAUACAAGAAAGAUAGUCCUGAAGGUGGAUCUCCAGAGAAAUUAAAUCUAGACAGGAGUUCAGGUGAUGAAUCAAUGGAGGAGGAUACUGUGGAAAUUAAACAAGAUGAGUCCAAUAUGAAAUCUGAUGAUCUCGGAGGAAAGAAUGAGUUUAACUCAGAAGAUGUGAAAGAGGUGAUCCUCCCUGAUUCUGUUGUUGAGGCUUCCAAGGAGGCUAUGGCUGAAGAAAAGUCAGCAGCUUCAACAGAAAAGAGGAAACUUGAAGCUGAAGAAGGUGUUGCAAGCACUGAACCAAUCAAGCGACAACGUCGGUGGACUGCAGAUAUUGCCAAAGUUUCAGGGAGACAAGCAUUGAGUCAAACUGGUCCUGAAACUCCUAAGGAAAGUUUUCAGCCUGCUUUCAAACGAUCUUUUGGGAGGUCUGAUUCAACAGCCAGUGUAGAUUCUCCUAAGGAGCGGAUUGUACCACCUUCCGAGAAACCUCCCACAACUUCUUUGAGAAUUGACCGAUUUGUACGCCCAUUUACCCUGAAAGCUGUGCAGGAGUUUCUUGGUAAAACUGGAUCUGUACAAGACUUCUGGAUGGACCAUAUCAAGACUCAUUGCUAUGUUACAUUUUCUUCGGUGGAUGAAGCUGUGGCUACUAGGGAUGCUGUUUACAACCUACAGUGGCCCCCAAACAAUGGCAAUAAGUUGGUUGCCGAGUUUGUUGAUCCUCAGGAAGUGAAGCUCAAGGUCGACCCUCCUCCCCCGCCAGCUGCUCCUGUUAGCCCAGCUGCUGCCACAAGGGCACCUCCUGUUCAACAUACUCAGACAAAUCAAAGUGUGCCACGCCAGGCUGCUGCACCAAAGGAGGAACUGCCACCUCCACCUCCCCCUCCCCUUGCUAAGCCCCCUAUGGCUGACCUGACGCCUUUAGGAAGAGAGAGGCUUCCACCCACUCCAAAAAAGCCGGAGCCUCCUGUCGUGACACUUGACGAUCUCUUUAAGAAGACACAGUCCUCUCCGAGGAUCUAUUAUCUUCCUUUAUCAGAAGAGGAGGUGGCAGCCAAGCUCGCCGCACAGGGCAAAGGAAAAAAGGGAUAGGAGGUGUUAGCUUCCAUUUUCGGCUAGCUUGGAGUUUGUUGCGGAACAUGGCGUGCGGUGGUCACAGCAGCUGACACGUGCUACUGCUGUGGCGAAAGAGUUGUAGCCUUGUAGGGCUGUUCUGUGGAAAAAGGACACUAGUGUAGGAGCAGCAGCUUGUAUUUCCUAAUGAGAUUGUUAGUUUUGAUUGGGUCUCCGAGUAGAGUGUGUGCUGAAGUUAUUUGAUCUACAUGAAGUGUUGAGGUACUUAGUUUAAUUUAUGCUGCCAGGUACUGUAAAACUGAAAGAUACUGGUUCUAGUUUUGAGUCUAUGGAGAAUACUGUUACACCGUCUCUUAUUUUA